This is a messenger RNA of Leptomonas pyrrhocoris, 735 nucleotides long. Its product is annotated as putative methylmalonyl-coenzyme a mutase. The record is from RefSeq and is a predicted model, not a curated record. The transcript has a single exon. Gene Ontology annotation, molecular function: metal ion binding; isomerase activity; cobalamin binding. The coding region runs from base 109 to 735 and encodes 208 amino acids. Lineage: Eukaryota; Euglenozoa; Kinetoplastea; Trypanosomatida; Trypanosomatidae.
AGUGUAUUUUAGGCCAAUUGACUGCAUCUGGCUUUCAUGGUAUUUAUCGGAGAUAUUUCCGUUAGUUCCUUUUCGACGCCACAACGCUUUAACAGCUAACACGGGUGAAUGCGGCGUGCCUUCUUACGUGUGGCGGUGGGCCCUCCCGCUGCGGCUGCGGCUGCCGUGGCUGGGAUGGUGCACCCUCCCUCCCGCCUGCUCUCUACCACUCUCGCCGUGAGACAAAACGCACCCGCGCAGGAUCACUCGUCACUUCGCCAGAAUUUAAGACACGUGCGCGGUGAGAGCAAAGAACUGCGCGCUGUAGCCGAGUACACGCACUCCUUCGCAGAGGUGGAGGGCCGCAGACCACGCAUUCUGCUCUGCACCUUCGAGGACUGCUCUCAAGGGCGUCCAGAUGACAAGUUUGCCACCGUGAUGGCCGACCUCGGCUUCGACGUUGACAUAGGACCGUCCAAGCAGGCCCCUGAGCAGAUCGCGCGACAGGCAGUGGAGGCUGACGUGCACGGCGUCCACGUCAGCGUCCUCUCUGACGCCGGUGCAGCUCCUCUUCCCCACCUCGUCGAGUGUCUCAAGCAGGAUGGGGCAGAGGACGUCUUCGUCACAGUGGCGGCAGAGGCCCCUCCGGCAAACAUGCCACGCGGCGCCGUUUACGUGAAGCGCGGUGACUUUGUUGGUGUUGCACAGACAAUUAUGAAGCUGCUGCACGCCUCGGAUCAACCCGCAAACCGUUAG